AUCGCUUUGCAUCCGCAUGUUUUCAUAAAACUUGCAUCCGCUCGUAGUUGCCGCUUCUUCAUCGCCUCCGUUGACCUUUCUCAGUCCAGCCGUUCUUUUGUGGUCCGGCCGUUUGGCCCUUUCUGCACAGUGCACUGACCCCCUCGCCCGUGUCCGAAAACUUCCCCGAACCCGAACCGGACUAUCGUUACCGUUGGGUCCGGAUCAUCCCCUAACAUCUAUAAAACAUCUCCGUUUUAUUAUUCGGGCUACCUAACCUAUUUAUUUACGACCGCCCGAUUAUAAUCGGACGGACCGGAUUAAUCCCUACCCUAAUCCCCUACCUAUUUAAAUAGACCAACCCUAAAUUCUAGGGGAUUUGUCCCCCCUACCGCCGCCACCCACUCACCAAAUCCCCCUUGGGAUCCAUCCCUCCCCAACCACCGCUCGCCACCUACAGCCUCCAGAUCCCCUCGCCCUCCACCUCGCUCGUUCCAGCGCCUCCCUGUCCUCUCCAUCGCCUCCUCCCCGCGUCCAGCUGCUGAGCCCAUCCGGAUGCCGUCGCUGCUCCUGUCCCUGAGCCACUGGAGCACCGCCCCGCUUCUGCCUCCUCGUUCGAGCGCCGCUGGAGUUGCUCCGUCCGUCAUGCCUCGCGUGCAUGGUAAGAACCCCGGGAGCCGCCAUGGCCAUGGAUGCCGUCCGCCGCCUCCAGCUCGAAGCUCCGUUGCGCCCAAGCCUCGGAGGCGACCGGAUCCGGCCUGGAUCGACCUCCCCAAGCCCCCAACACCGGACUCUCCUGCUCACCCUCUGCUUCCUGCACCGACGACCCGAGACUAGGACCCCAUCAGAUGAGCCCCGCCGGCCCUCCUUGUCUCCUGGAUUCACCCCUUUCUCUCUCUGCCUCCCUGACCUCUCUUCCUCUCUUGGAACUGCAGCAGCAGGAGCUUCGGCCACCGCGCCAUGUUGCCGUUCUUCUGCUUCGUCGCCGUCCAGGACCACCUCGAGCCACCGCAGCAGGCGGACCUCCGCAUCCGGCCACGCCGCCGGCAAGCCCUGCCUCCGCCGCCUCGCCAAGUUCCGCUGCUGCCUCCUCUACAUCGCGCCGGUGCACCUGGCCUCCUCUGCGUCGCGCUGUUCCCUGCUUCUGCGUGCGAGGAGUACGACCAGCGCCAAGUCCCCUCGGCCGUGCGUUGACCUCCAGCCUGCUCGAUCCCCUUCAUCGAUCGAUCCAAGCCGAGCCGGCCCAUGAGGCCUGGUGAGCUUCAGAUCCAGCGCCUCACCCUGUGCUUUGUUGGGCCAGCUAGAUUCGGCCCGUGAUGUGUUUUUUCCUUGCCUACAAAUUUAGAAUUUAUCCAGAGACUGCCAGUUUUGCAGAAAAACCCUCUUUGUCAUGCAUCAAUAAUUCACAAACCAUGCAUCAGAAUGAAAUAAAUUAUAUAUGAAAAGUUCUUAGAAUUUCAUCUAGUUUCAUAAUAUGCUGCUUACAUCCGUGUUUAAAAUGUUUAAAUGCUGCUUGCAUUUAUUUUGCUAAAUGCCAUGCUAAAAUAAUUUAUUUCAUAACUAAAAAACCGUAGCUCCAAAUUUAAUAAACUUUAUAUGUAAAUGGGGUAGAAAAAUGCCUAGUUUAACAUGGUGUACUUUAUUUUGUUGUUUAACAACAUUAAAAUUGUGUUUGGGGCAGAACAGUAGUAAAUUCAAAAUAUGCAUAUGGGGUUUUUUUGGAAUUGUUGCAUGUUACUUCCGGCCUCAUUUAAACUUGCCUAAAUAGAUAGUUUAUUUAUUCUUCACCCCUUGCCAGGUUUAACAACAUUUAAUAUUGUUGGGUACAUAAACGAGAGAGAACUAAAUAAUUGAUGUGGUGUUUCUUCAAUAUGCAACUUGUUGCAUAUUGAGCUUCACUUAAUUUGUAGUGUUGUUUGUUGCAUUUUGUCAUGCCAUGCU
This is a messenger RNA of Aegilops tauschii subsp. strangulata, 1920 nucleotides long. The record is from RefSeq and is a predicted model, not a curated record. Lineage: Eukaryota; Viridiplantae; Streptophyta; Magnoliopsida; Poales; Poaceae.